UCACUGAAAAGAUUCGGGACUCAGUUGUCUGAAAAUCCAACAAACAACUCUUUUUUCCGAUUUGACGAUCGACUGAACAUUUCAUUUCUUCAUUCUAUUUGGUUCUUUACAUCCCAUUCGAGAAUUUAUCUUGGCAUUCCAAUUUCCAAUUGAAGAUUCUUAGCUCCAAAAAUGGCUUUAGUUGAUGUCACCAAAACUUGCGUCGACUCCAUUCGUCAGAUAGCAGAGCACGUAGAUGGUUCGAUUGUUUAUUUAGAUGCUGGCUCUACAGAGAGUUUUCAAUUAAUGGGAGCAUUUCCAGUGUUACUGGACCUUGGAGCACGUGCUGUGUGUAGUCUGGAAAACAUGUGUUCUUCUGACCAAGUGGUUGAUUGGAACUCCAGUUCUGAUCCUGCAAGAAAAGUUGUGGUUAUCACAUCUCGUCUACUAAGUGAUGCACAUCGAUACAUUUUGCGUUGUCUAAGCACACAUCAAGGUGUUUGUUGUUGUACUAUAUUCACAUCAAUCUCCGAGUUAGCUCAUUCAGCAUACCCUGAUUCACCUUUAGGACCAGAUGCAUUUCGUGAAUAUGAAUCCUUGCUUGUCCAAGAUUACGAAGAAUUUGCCAAGAAAUGUGUCACAAAGACCAAGCAACAAGAAUAUAGCAACUUAAAGGAGGAUAUGAAUUUGAACUCUGAAGAAGGAUGGUCGCAACUCACAUUCAUUGAAGGGGAUAACCCUCAUCUUGAUGCCAGUCCCACUGGAAGAGAUUUUUACAAAGAUAAUAUAGUAGAAGGCACAGAAGAUGUAGGACAAAAGUUGCUUGUUUCUGUUCAUCACUUCCCAAUGAUUUUGUGUCCUCUUUCACCAAGAGUCUUUGUUUUACCUUCAGAGGGAUCGAUGGCCGAAGCAUGCUUAUCAGUUGAACAUGCUGAUGCCUUUAGUCCAGGUUUGCCUCCCUUAAGUACUGGAUCAAGUUUUGAUGGUGAUGAUACUCCUCCUGGAGCAACUCUUACUGCAAAUUUUCUUUACCAUCUUGCUGCAAAGAUGGAUUUAAAGAUGGAAAUAUAUUCUCUUGGCGAUCUCUCAAAUACAGUAGGAAAGAUGUUGACAGACAUGUCAAGUCUCUAUGAUGUUGGUCGACGCAGACGAUCAGCAGGCCUUUUACUCAUUGACCGCACACUUGAUCUUCUUACUCCAUGCUGUCAUGGAGAUUCACUUGUUGAUCGUAUGUUUUCAUCUUUGCCCAGACGAGAGAAAACCAAGUACUACACUCAUAUAAGAGGCUCAGAAAGCAAACCGAACAAUGGCCCUUCUAGCCUGCAACGUGCUUCUCUUGAUGUUCAUAUACCACUUGUUAAAAUUUUAAAUGAUGAGGACUACCAAACGUAUAACUUCCAGCUCUCUGAAAGCGUUGAAGCUUUUCUAUGUGGGUGGGACUCCAGCAACUCGGAUUCUCAAAUUGUAGAUUUGAUUAAUCUCAGAAACAAAAUUCAUAAUAGUGAACCUCUUUACUCUAAGUUGGAGCAUCUAAAUGGGUCCUUUGUCUCCACUGAUAACUUCCGUGGAACUCCAUACUUGGAAGCCAUAUUAGAUAGAAGAACAAAAGAUGGAUCCAUUUUGGUAAAGAAGUGGCUUCAAGAAGCCAUUCGCAGGGAAAACCUAACUGUGAAUGUUAAAUCUCGUCCUGGUUUUGUGACAAAACAAGAGUUGCAAGCUAUGAUUAAAGCACUGGCUAAAAGUCAAUCUUCUUUAUUGAGAAACAAAGGAAUUAUUCAAUUGGCGGCAGCUACACUGGUUGCCCUUGAUGAAUCAAAUUCUUCGAGGUGGGAUGCAUUCAUGAGUGCUGAGAAAAUAUUGAGUGUAAGUGCUGGUGGAGACACAAGCCAGAAUCUUGCUUCUCAAAUUGAAGAUCUCAUUAAUAAAAGUGCUUUUGUAAAAUCGCUUGGCCAGAAGAAAGGAAAAACUGAAGCCUCAAAAGCUUUACUCUCAUUUCAAGAUGCAUUACUCCUUAUGGUGACUGGAUAUAUACUGGCUGGUGAGAAUUUCCCCACAUCUGGACCUGAUGGCCCAUUCUCAUGGCAAGAGGAGCAAUUAUUGAAAGAUUCUGUAGUUGAUGCGAUUCUUGAAAACCCAGGGGUAACCAAACUGAAAUUUCUAGAUGGACUUGUGGAAGAGCUUGAGAGCAACGUUAACAGGAUUAACUCAGAGGAAAACAAAGAAGUAUCUCCCAAUCAACCUGAUAAAGAUGAUUUUGAUGAUGAUCAAUGGGGUGAGUGGGGUGAUGAAGAUGCUAACGAUGAUGAGGAUAGUGGUAAGAAAGAUUCUUAUGGUAACAUGCAGCUGAAGUUGGAAUUACGUGACAGGGUCGAGAACCUUUUCAAAUUCCUACAUCAGUUAUCCAGUUUGAAGAGGAAAAACAAACCCUUGCGAGAUGGAACAUUUGCUUCUGAAAGUAAUUUUAGUGGAGACCCUUACGCAAGUAAAGGCCUACUUUACAAACUUUUAAUGAAAGUUAUGAAUAAAACCGAUGUUCCUGCAUUGGAGUACCAUUCCUCUACGGUGGGGCGACUUUUCAAGAGUGGAUUCGGAAGAUUUGGCCUCGGGCAGGCAAAACCAAAUCUAGGGGACCAAAAUGUCAUUAUGGUUUUCAUUGUUGGAGGCAUUAACGGCCUUGAGGUACGAGAAGCUCAAGAGGCAUUAUCUGAUAGUGGAAGACCCGACGUAGAAUUGAUAUUGGGUGGAACAACACUCGUAACUCCUGAUGACAUGCUUGAUUUACUAAUGGGAAAUUCUAGUUAUAUCCGAUGAAAUAAAAAGUACAGAGAAAAUCUAUCAGCUCAUAUUGCAAGUGAUGCUUUUCUGUAGUUGGAAAAGGUAACAAAAUUUGUGUGUUACCCACUAGCAGUGUGAUGACCAAGCGGAGACACAACGUUCAUGUAAUCAUUUGAAGAAGCUAUUUUGAUACGGUAUAUUCAUUUUGGUAUAAGAAUAUAUGUAACUAACUUCUUUUAUUUGAGGGAAUAUAUGUAACUAACUUAACUGUAUGUGUUUAUUGUAAAAAGGAAAAAAAAAAUACCUUUACUGCAUGGUGCAAUUUUCAUGCCCACAAUUACACAUCAAAUUGCCCUUACUCUCUCUCUCUCUCUAUAUAUAUAUAUAUUGGGGAGGGGAGAAUCGAACUUAGGACCACUUAUUUAUUGUGAAGAAAAGUGUGGAAUUACUAAAUUAUGUUUAUGACCAUAAUUGCUCUUACUCUUUUAA
Cannabis sativa is the source of this 3243-nucleotide messenger RNA. RefSeq names its product sec1 family domain-containing protein MIP3. Lineage: Eukaryota; Viridiplantae; Streptophyta; Magnoliopsida; Rosales; Cannabaceae. The record is from RefSeq and is a predicted model, not a curated record. Gene Ontology annotation, biological process: vesicle-mediated transport; intracellular protein transport. The transcript is spliced from 8 exons. Bases 172 to 2790 code for a protein of 872 amino acids.